AUGGAGAGGCUUUUGAAGCGUGUGGGGUUGCUGGGGGAGCAGGGGCCCAAGACCCACGACAAGAGCGAAAUAUGCGGUGUGGGGGAGUGUGGCAGUGGGGAUAGCUCAUGUCCGACAAACGCUGAUUUGGAAUUCGCCUCGGCAGUGACGCCGAAGACGGUGACUGUGACGUCCGCGGAUGAGGAUUUUGGUGCGGCUGGUGGGAGCGACACGGUGGCGGUGGGAUCAUCAUUUAGUAGUGGGAUGGACAAGCACCUCCUGGCGGUGGCUCGGGCCUCCGAAUUUUCUGCGUUAAAAAGAUUGGAGCUCUGCCAGCAGGAACUCCUGCAGCUGCAGAGGAUGUGGGAUUUGGACCGCGAAACGCAGCGUUGGACCGUCGCCUCGCUGCGGGAAGAAGUGCGGCAUCUCCAAAAGCAGUUGGAGCAACAGCGCCUCUGCGGGUGGAUGCAACGUACACGCGAGAAGGCCAUCGUGACGAGGAAUUUGUCAACGUCCCCUGAAAGUGGGGUUGGUGCAUCUUUGCGGCAUACGGCCGAUAGGGAGGCGGGGCGGGCGAAUAGCGUUUUUGAGGCCUCCGCAACGAGCGGCACGGGGGAUGCUUCCGCUCGUGCAGAGGAGACAUGCCUGGGCCGUUCCUCUGGCGGUCAACGCACACACGCCGUGGGUGCGUCGAGUGGCGCAGAGGAAGUAGAGGAUAGUUUGGAGUUUUACGGACUUCUUCUGCACGAUGCCAACGGGGAAUGUGGCGAGUUGCAGGCUGAAUUAUCUCGUGUAGUGCGACGACUACAUGAUGAACGUCGCUUUUUUGUUCAACAGAUCUCGUCUUUGUUGCGUGAGAAGGAAGAGAUGGUCCGCGAACACGCCACGACGCUGGCACAUCUGGAUGAAACCAAGGACCUUUUAAUGGCUGCACGUGCAGCGGAGAGGGCGGCGCUGCGACGUCUUACGGAGAGGUGCCCGGGUGAAUCCGCCCGAGUGUACGGUGGGCGGACAGCAGACGGAGGGGAGAUGGGGACGGUCUACUGCUCGCGCUGUGGCUGCUCUUCCACCGCUUGCAGUGAAUUGUUGCGCAGCUCAGUGGAUUUUUCAGUGGAGCGACACCACUGCAACUCUCUUGCCGUGCGCCAGAGCGCACUGGAGGAGGAGGUGUGUAUUCUAGAGUGUGAGGUGGAGCGCGACACCCGGAACGCGGAGGGGCUGCGCCGCGUCCUUGAACGCCUUAUCGACGAGGUGGACGUCCACGUUCGUGGCUGCCGCGCUGCCAACAAAGACAUCGUUGGUUGUCUGCGCGAGAUUUCGCUGCUGUGGCUUGCAGAGGGGGACGAGAAGGACGAUGAGGACGAUGAGCACAAGAGUGAUGACGGUAUGCCGCCGUCACUGCUGCUGCUAGGUGGCGAUGGGCCGGAUGGCGACAGCAGCCCGGAGUGUGCACCAUCAUCGGCAGUCCGCUCACAUCUUCUGUCGGCAUCAUGA
Molecule: messenger RNA, 1473 nt
Organism: Trypanosoma cruzi
Lineage: Eukaryota; Euglenozoa; Kinetoplastea; Trypanosomatida; Trypanosomatidae
Exons: 1
Coding region: 1-1473 (490 amino acids)
Source: RefSeq, a predicted model, not a curated record